This is a messenger RNA of Arthroderma uncinatum, 822 nucleotides long. RefSeq lists its product as uncharacterized. The transcript has a single exon. NCBI's taxonomy places the organism in Eukaryota, Fungi, Ascomycota, Eurotiomycetes, Onygenales, Arthrodermataceae. The record is from RefSeq and is a predicted model, not a curated record. The coding region runs from base 1 to 822 and encodes 273 amino acids.
AUGGCGACCCGGCGGCAAAAGAAACAGAAUGCCGAAGAUGGUCCAUCAAUACCACUUGCCCCUGCUCCACGCAACAAAGCAGCACCCACCGGCCAGAAAACGCUAUAUGAGCUUGCUGCAGAACGGCAGGCAGAGCUACUCGCAUCACAGGGCCAGCAACCGUCAUCUAAUGAUGGGAAACUCCCGUCCAAAGUGCAAUAUGUUCAUAUGAAUGCAGACGGUGAAAUCGUCCAUUCUCCAGUCCCAGGCGGCGCUCCUGAAGCCACUUCUAUACCAGCCGGAAAAGAGGAUCCUGAAUCACUACCACCGCUAGCCGACACCAUUUUUCUCUCACUGUCGCUCUCUUGCAUUCAUUUUACUCUCUCGUUCCUCGCGGCGCAUCAGUUUCUCCAGGAAAUUGAAGUUGAAAGAAUCAUAUUUGAAACCGUGGUUGUUGCAUUUCCAGUUAUGACUCUCCUGAUUCACUUCGUCCACGGACAUAUGGUGACGUUCCCUAAACCGUCCUUUAAAUGGCUAGAUUUCAGAUCCGACAAGCAGAAACGGGAUAGUAAAUUAAGUCAACUCGCGAGAAAGUCUCUAAUAUUGGCUCUAUUUCCGUUCACGGCUCAAAAUGUCUUCUUUCUACCAUUCUCCGUCUUCCUGGGGACGAAAUUGAUUGCUAUGGCGAAUGAAGCUUCAUAUUACGCGGCAAUGAAGAAGACUCCCGCUCUGGGUACUUUAUGGGUGUGGGCAGUUGUGGAGAUGUCUGCCGGUUUUUCGGUCUUAGGUUUGGUGGUUCCUGUUGUGUGGUCAGUAUGGUGGAAAGGACACACGCUCUGGUAG